GGUGUUGAACUGAGGCUUUUAUCAGAAUUUGGAGUUUUUGAUCUGCAACUCGCAGGCAUCUUCAUGGCAGCUGAGGUGUACAGCGUAACAUGACAUCUACUCAGCCAUACAGGAAUACUGACUAUCACUUGGUGCAAUGUUGAAGCGGUAUAUCGCCAUUUUCUCUACUCAUUGUCUUACCUAUGCAAAAGUUAUAUAAACUUCAGAAUCACCACUCUCGGAUCAAACCCAACUCUCCAACCUUCAACCUCCUACUCAACUCAUCUUCAAGCAAACAAAUCUACAAAUCUUUUGCAAUUUGCACUGCCAGUUAUCGACUUUCGAACUUCCAGACCAAUUUCAAACCAGUCCUCAUCAACUACCUCCAAACAAGAUGGCCACUGGUAUCACAGUAACCAACAAGUCCACCACGGAUAUUUCCGUCAGUGUCACAUACGACGGAACCGACUUUCAAAAGGGAGGAAGCGAACAGUGGUUUACUCUUAAAGCCAACGGGGGAUCCGACACCUGGAAUUACAGGGCCGGCAAUCAGAUAGCCAGAGUCGCUAGAAGCCAGACAAGCGGGACACCGGUUGAGUCUUACCUUGCUGUGCCAGGCCAAACUAUCAACAUCUAUUAAUUGUAGAUUACUGGUGGCAGCUUUUUCACUUCCUUUGAUGGAAUGAAAGAGCAGGAGUGUCACACCUACGAUUAAACGAGAUGGUUCAUCACAGUAACUUAGCUAUAUGCCAGAUUGAAUAAGAUAUAGCAACAUAACCCAACA
This is a messenger RNA of Botrytis cinerea B05.10, 763 nucleotides long. It is a transcript of the gene BcekdA, whose product is annotated as BcekdA. The transcript has 3 exons. The record is from RefSeq and is a predicted model, not a curated record. NCBI's taxonomy places the organism in Eukaryota, Fungi, Ascomycota, Leotiomycetes, Helotiales, Sclerotiniaceae. The coding region runs from base 374 to 619 and encodes 81 amino acids.